UCUCUCUCUCAGUGGCAAUCAACAAUAUAUCAACUAGCGGAAGAGAUUGAGGGUGGGCGGGUCUUUAGCUGACUUAUUGAGUAAGAAGAAGAAGAAGAAGAGAGGAGGGCAACACCUGGAGCGGAGAUGGCUCGGAAGAAGGUUCAGGAGAUUGUUUCCACCACUCCAGUGGUUGUCUUCAGCAAGACAUACUGUGGGUACUGCAAGAGGGUGAAGCAGCUGUUCACACAGCUCCGGGCAGUUGCAAAAAUCAUAGAGCUUGAUGAGGAAAGUGAUGGGGGAGAGAUGCAGUCAGCUCUGGCAGAGUGGACUGGGCAGAGGACUGUGCCGAAUGUGUUCAUCGGUGGAAAGCACAUUGGCGGCUCUGAUGUUGUGAUGGAGAAGCACCAGUCAGGAACACUGGUGCCACUUCUCACGGAGGCAGGUGCAAUUGCAAAUAAUUCAGCUCAACUUCACGUCGUGUGAACUCUCCCGGAAUUAUGCCAUGGUCGUAAACAGAUCAGAACACACCAAAAAAAAGAGGAAAAAAAAAAAAGGAAGAAUAAGAAUAAAGAUGGGUGUCCAUAUCCAGAGACUACAUGUUGUUGUCUUAACAUAGUAAUGGCUGCUGUAUCUGCUUAUGUAUAUUACGUUUUCUUCUUUCAAUGAA
Molecule: messenger RNA, 649 nt
Organism: Punica granatum (pomegranate)
Lineage: Eukaryota; Viridiplantae; Streptophyta; Magnoliopsida; Myrtales; Lythraceae
Source: RefSeq, a predicted model, not a curated record